AUGAAUAUCCAAUCUUUUCCACAGGUCCGGGAUUUCUUAAAAAAAUGUAAUCUUUUGGAAUAUUAUGAUAGGUUCAUAUCCGAAGGAUUCGAUCAGUUACAAUCACUUCUCGAUGUUACUGAAGCUGAUCUAAUAGCUAUGGAUGUUAAACGAGGUCAUCGAAGGCGAUUACAAAGAGAAAUUGCUACAAUAAAAGGAAUUCCUUCAAAUAUCCCAUUAUAUUUUCAACAUGGAGAAGAAAUCAGCGAUGGUCAAAUUCAUUCAUCAAAUAAUAGUAUCCAUCAACCACCCCUUAAUAACGUACAACCAAAAAUCCUUUAUGUGAAUGGACCUUCAAGUAUAAAUGAUUCGACAAUGGGAUCAUCUCAACCAAGAAACAGAUCAACUAGAGACGAUGACCAACCAGACCCCCCGGAUCCUCCAGAUAAUGGUAGUACCAAACGUAAAUAUAAACGUCAUCCAAAAAGAGAUAAAAAUGCUCCUGUAAAACCACUUUCAGCAUAUGUAAUGUUUGCUCAUAAGGUUCGUGAAGAAUACGCUGGUCAAAAUAUUUCAUUUCCUGAUAUGGCAAAAAUCGUGGGCGACCGUUGGAAAAAUGUUCGUCCUGAAGUAAAAGAAGCUAUCGAAAAUGAAGCUGCAAAGAAAAAAGAAGAAUAUCAAGCUGAAUUAGCCGUAUAUAAAACAACUGAGAAUUGGAAGAAAUACCAAGAAUAUCUGAAGGAAUUCAAAGAAAAGUAUGAAUCAAACUCACGAGAUUCAGGUAAAAGAAAAAGACAGAAGACCGAACCUUCUCCAGAUUCAGAUAAUGCAACACCUUCAGGUUACUCUAGUACACGAUCCACUUCUGUAGGGUAUGAUAAUGGUAGUGGUAAUACUAGUAGUGGAAGUAGCAAUGGAAACGGAAACGGAAACGGCAAUGGAAAUGGAAAUGGACAUAAUACUCACCAUCAUCCCACAAGACCAUAUUCUAACCAGCCUUAUCCACAUCAUUCAAAUUAUUCUCAUCACUCCACAAAUUAUAUUCCUCCAUAUGCACAUUACAAUCCGACUGUACCUUAUGGGUAUUCAAACAAUAACAAUGGACAAAAUAUUGGUAACUCACUAGCAACUCCACCAUCAAGUAUCAAUACAAAUAAUACUCAAACAACAACAUUAGCUGAUUUGUAUGCUAAAGAUGACAGUAAUAUCGGAGAUGAUCAAUCUCAACAAGGAAAUGGUAGUAGUAGUGGUAAUGGCGGUAAUGGAAGUAGUUUUAGUAGUAGCGGUAGUAGAAGUGUUGAACGUCCAAGUUUUGAAGAUUCAGACAAUUCAACUACAAGUUCACAUAGUACUCCACCUGCUGCUUUUAUGGAAACUGAUGAUAAUCCAGAACGUCGACAAUCUAGACAACAAAAUACUCAGCAACAGGAUAGUUCACAGUCAUGUCAACAAGAUGAUACCAAUUCAUCAAAAAGUAAUUAA
Molecule: messenger RNA, 1461 nt
Organism: Rhizophagus irregularis DAOM 181602=DAOM 197198
Lineage: Eukaryota; Fungi; Glomeromycota; Glomeromycetes; Glomerales; Glomeraceae
Biological process (GO): regulation of gene expression
Cellular component (GO): nucleus
Molecular function (GO): protein binding
Source: RefSeq, a predicted model, not a curated record